AUGGCGACCAAACAAGAUGGCAUGAGCAUGACUGAUUCUAUGGCAGACGAUAUUGUAAUCAUCCCCGAGGACGGAGGAAUGACGUCAAGCUUUGGAAAAAAAGAUCAAUUUGAGACCCCUGAAAAAUCAAUCACCUCAGAGUCGGAUGCUCAUGUUCAAUGCAGUCCUGUUAUAAAUAAACAAAAUAUGGAGAUCGAACUGCUAGGAAAAAGCAGUGCAGGUGAAAAACGUGAUGGUGAGAACUGUAAUUCUAGUUGGGACUACCAAAUUCUAACUGAUCAUGAUGUAAAGUCGCAACAUGGCUUCAUUUAUUCUUUUUUUAUAUCGUUCACGUCAUUUCGUGAAUAUAUAGGAUCAACGUUGCGAUUUUAGAUCGCCUCUGGACUUGAGUGUCAAACGAGGAUGAGAGUUGAUAAGCUAGGGUUGCAACUCUCGCUCGCAUUUUCCCGCCAACUUUCAUCAACUUUUAGUGUCUUCAAAUUUAGAUGAGAGUUGGUGAGAAUUUUCGCUACGCAUGCAUAGUAUAUAUUGUCCAAUCAACUCUCAUCAAUGGACCAAUCCCCAGUUAACCAAAGUUUAGAAUUCACCAAGUCUAGACAAAAUUUCAUCAAAAUAUGAAAGAGCAUCACAAAAUUAGUAAUAUUCUAAAGUUUCGUUGUGAAAUGUUGUAACAUACGGAUAAUAUAGCCUUGUGAAAUUUGCAAUUUUCAGUCAUUGUAUAUAUAUUACUGACGAGCGGGAAACGGUUACCACUUUUCCAAAAUUUUGAACUCAACAAGCCUAAACAAAAAUUUUAUCACAGCUUGAAAGAGCAUCACAAAAUUAGUAAUAUUCCAAAUUUUCGUUUUAAAAUGUUGUAAAAUGCGGAUAAUAUAGCUUUGCGAAAUUUGUAAUUUUCAGUCAUUUAGUAUUACGCACGGAAGUGGUAACCAUUUCCCGUUUGUAAUCUAAAAUGACUGAAAAUUGCAACUUCGCAAGGCUAUAUUAUCCAUAUUUUACAACAUUUUAAAACGAAACUUUGGGAAUAUUACUAAUUUUGUGAUGCUCUUUCAAGCUGUGAUGAAAUUUGUGUCUAAACUUGUUGAGUUCAAAAUUUUGGUUAAUUGGGGAUUGGUCCAUUCACACACAAUUCUUGUUCUCAUUUGAUUGUGGUACGAGAGUUGAGAAAACUCUCAUGGAAAUUCUUUCUUCUGAACUUUCAUCAACUUUCAUCCUUGUUUAACUGGGGCCUUAAACAUUGUAUAUCUGACUUGGAAUCGUUUAAUUUCUUUUGCGCGAAUCUGCGUUGAAAGAAAAUUAUUUAAACAUAAUAUUUAGAUUAGGUCUACUCUCUGAUUGUAACUGAACAUAACUUGUCAAGUAAAUGCAUAUAAGUAUAUAUUUACAAGCACGUUAUCUACUCUCUUUCGCAGAAUCUAAACCAAGUGAAUUUGAUAAAAAUUCCAAUGAAACUGAAAAUACUGAUAAAGCAGCGCCUGCACACGCUGAUGAUGUAAAUCAUCCCAACAAUACUGAAGAGCACGAGAAAGAGGUAUUUAAUUUAAUGUCACGAUGAUGUUUAUACUCUUACUCUAUUGUUACCCUGUCAGAAGAUUUUAUAGUAGUAUUUCACUAGUUAAUUCAUUGAAAACCUGAUGAAGUUGAUGUAAUGUAAUAAUAAUGUAAAGACCAAUAAUUAUCACUUAUUUACUGAGACCGAGGGAAACAGUUACAGUGUGUUUUGUGGACCCAGCCAAGACGGGCCACAAAACACACCGCUUUUCCGAGGUCUCAGUAAAUAAGUGUUUUGCUAUAUAAGUGGCAAAGUAUGAAUAAUUCUCCGGUUAUUGGAGUGAACCUAAUUUGAAACCAAAACUGGAUAAAUGGAACGCCGUAAAUGUUUAGUAAAAGUUUUAAAAAUGAACUUUGGAACUUCAUGGUUGAAACAGAAAAAACUUGAACUUUGACACUAACUAUAUAACAAUACUUUUUUAUUAUGCAUGCAUAUUAAAAUCGAAAACCCUAAAAUUAUUUCAUUUAAAAAUACAUUUAAAUUGUUGGUUAUCUUUGUGAAAUUUAUAAAUAAUUGUUGGGGGUAAAUACUAAUCACGGCAAGCCAUUUGAACGACAUGUGUAGCACUUGUAAGCUAAAUUAUUACUUAUUUGCCGAUAAAGAGGUCGGCUAUUUUUCAACUAGCAAAACUGGAACGCUCAUAUAGUUAUCUACUGAUUGCACUGCAGGAACUUUAUGACCGACCAUGAUGCCACAGUAACUUGAAUAAUUUCUUUUUCAUUCUUACAAACUAAAACCCUGUCUCGUACUAGUUAGUCUCUUAUGUGCAUGCAAAGGUGCUAAUGUUUUUCAUAAAUCAAUGUGUACCAACUAAGAUUUAAAAUUAUAAAAUAACAUGUAUAUAACGCGUGCUCUGAUUGGUCGAAACCUAUGUUUGGAUCAGGCUAUCCAGACAGGGAAAUUUAAAGUGAAAGUUUUUUAAAGUCAAAUUUUAACACGGAAAGUUGUUAUUUUACAAAACAUUACUUUUAAUUAUGGUUUCCGUGUUUGGAUGGCCUGAUCCAAACACUUGGGAAUGUUGUUCGACUUUAAAAAAGCGCGCAAAAUCACUCGCCUUCGGCUCGUGUUUUUUGCGCUUUCUUUAACUCUCGCAACAUUCCCGCGUGUAAUUGUAUAUUACUCUCGUAAAACACAAUGAGAAGGGUGGGGGAAGUGUUAUAAAAAUACUGAUGAGCAUUGUUAAAUGGCUUCAAAAUUUAACUGUAUUGUCAGUCAGUCUGAAAAUUUUAUCUGUAGUGCUCCGGUCCAACCAUGAUGGCAGAGGCGAUGAAAUUGAUAUACUGGUGGCGAUAAUGCAAAUGCAUAUGAUUUGUGUAUUCAUUUCUAAAUUAAAACCCUUAAACUAAUGAUAAGCCUUGAUCAAUUAAUUAUUAAAAUUUAAAAUUAUUAAAUUUAAAAUAAAAAAAUAUUAUUUAUUAAAUUAUCUCUUUUUAACAAGGAAACAAAGGAUGAAAGAGAAAAGAAGGUGGAACAACUCGACCAUACUGAAGAAUUAGAACCCGUAAACACACUAGGUAAAUACUUACUUUCUGGUGGCUUAAUUAAACAAAUGCGUGUAUCAGUACAGUACAGUACAGUACAGUACAGUCAAGGGCAAUUAGCAAAAUAUAGUUCAAGCACUUUUCGCGCAAUAUAUCUUCUGGCAUCACAUUUUCAUAAAUAACAUAAUUAUACCAAUUUCGAAGAAAACCAGCUAUAUAUAUAUAUAUAUAUAUUACCUGUAUUUCUUGGUAGAAAUAAAAUUGUAUGUAGUUUUGUGGAACGUACUGUACGUACGUUUGCUUCUCUUACAAUAUUCAAUAACUUCAAAAUAUAUAUAUAGCUGGUCAAUAUAUGCUUUUCGUGUGUUCUGGGCCAAGAUGAUUUAACUAAACAAUUUAGCUAGAUGGUAUAUUCUGGUGCGAAAAUAUACGGAAAAUAUUUCUGGGACAGAUAGACCGAAGCAAGUCUACGCCGAGAUCAUGCUCAUAAGAUAAAGGCAAAUUUUAAAAAUAAAUUCACGAAUAGUCUGUAAGGACAGCUGCGUAUUGAGAGAGAUACAAGGGAGUUUACGAAUGUGAGACGGCGACGUCUUGACGACGGCUAUCAAUACAAUGACAUUAAUCAUAUAGUACAAAAGAAUGGCAUGAAAAAUUAAAAGUCUAAUAGGGGUUUUAGACGUCGUCCAAGCUUUGUUGACAACUGCAAAAUGCAUAUUUUCACGUCUUGCAUGUAUAGUACGCUAGCAUUGCACGCCGUGACAGGUAAUUUUUCUAGCAGAGUUGAUCAAAAUUGCUGCAAAGGUCGUGGGAAUCUAUUUUAAAUUGAUACAAAAAUACAAGACAAGACUUUUAUACAAUCAUUUAUUUCAAAAAGUUUGUUUAGCCGUCGUCCCGACGUCGCGCUGUCUUACAUUCGUAAACUCCCUACAACUAUCUACCUGCCGACUUUUCGAGCAACGUAGUGGCGGCCAUAAAAAUGUUGACAAUGCAUUUAAUUAUUAAACAUUUUUUCUACUUUCCUUCACAGAUUCUGGACAAAGCGAAGGUGAUGACAAUGAAAGCAAUACUGAUACGGAAGAUGAAUAUCAAGAUGAGGUAUUUUAUGUCAUUGUGUAUGGUGACUUGUCUAAUUCUCUGGACAUCAGAGAAUUUUAACCUGUACUGUUCUGGUCCUACCAUGAUUGCAGAGGUGACGAAGGUAUAUACCGUAGCAAUGAUGCAAACGCGAAUAAUUUCAUUUUAUACAAUAAUAUCAUUAAUUAUUACAAUUUAAAAUGAAUAAAUUCAAAAAUUAUUGAAUUCUUAUUUUUAUUAUUAUCUCCUUUCCAAAAGCAAGAGAACGAUGAAAGAAAUAGAGAGUUGGAGCAACGCAAUGACGCAGAAGAAUUACAUAACAGAGGUAACUAAUCUAAGCCAACGAAUUAAGUGAUAUGUAUCAUGCAUAAAUUAAAAAGUGGGCUAAUUAUUACUCUGCCCCGCGGAGCAAGACUAAUUAUUCAUCCAAUUUUCAUCUACAUUUUACCAAAAUUUAAUAAAUUUAUCCUUGAGCAACAAUGUCCUUUAGUUUUUGAAAUUUUCGUAUUUAUCGUUAUUCAUUUUGAAAUCAUGCUCGAUUCGAGCAAUCUGAUUGGCUAAGAAUAGUACGAUUACAGCCCAAAUCGGGUUAUUUUAACACCGCAGACGCCUGCGCAUGCGUGGGCCAAAAAAGAUGGCGUGGGAUUUAAAUGCCAAAACUUAAACAAAAACAUGGCUAUUGACAAACAAAAAAUACACUAGACCGGCAGUUUAGACAUUAAUAAAAAGUUUUCAGUAAAUCAUUACACUUAAAUAAAUUAUAGUCAACGCAGAAAUUAUACAUGCUACGCAAAAAAAGUUAGUGACAAAAAUGUGGAACCAUAUGAAUUUACGAAAAAUAUUUUUGUAUGGUUCAGUUAAAGAACGUUUUAUACAAUAAAUUUAUCGACAGUCACAUUUGGUUUAUUUUCAUUUCUUGCAUAAUACAACUUCUUGCACAUUUAGACUAUAAUUACCACUAGUUUUUAGGUUGUCAUGCACGUUCAUUAUCAGCCCCAGCUUUACCUGAUUCGCUUCAUUCGGGUCUGUAAUGACUGUAGAGCUAACCCGCAUGGAACGUGAGCUGCGCCUGCUUGGGGCAAAUGGUUGGGCUCGUCGUUGCACUCGCGUGCUUGGUCUUUUUGCCGGCAUGAUUUCUAAAUAGAAUAAAACUUUUGGCGAGACAACAAGCUGAUGUACCGAGGGAAAUUAACAACAAAGUCGGUUAAAGUGAAACUGACUAAAUGUAACUAUACUCUUGUACAACCCACCGAAUUGUGGAGAUUAGUCGAACAUAAGUGACAUCCAAGAUGACAAUGAAUAACAGCAGAAUACCAUGGCUUACCAUACUGGUAGCCGGUUUGAUAUCCGUUAUUAAGCUACGGAUGGAACGGGCAAUCAAAUAAAAACACAGGCUGUGCAAAAAAACCCAUAUAUUGAACUAAACAUUAAAGGAAGCGGUAUAUACCACAAUCGAAUUACUAUGGUAUUAGAUGAAAUAAUUGUGAUAAUAUUAACUCAGGGAAGCAGCUGAAAGUUAUGCAAAAAUUGCAUAAAUUCACAAACAAUGCAAGCAUUAAACAUAAUGACUGCGCAUGCGUACUGCACAAUAGUGUAUACAAAUGGACGACUACAUCAGCUACGAUACGUAAUCAUGAAAUUCCCUGAGCAUAGUAAAGGUUUAAUUCGCAACGCGAUGCAACAGCAAGUGUAUCAGCCCGGUACAAACCAACACAAAUUGAACCGACAGACUCAAAUUAUGGAUCCUUACGGAAGGACAUACAGAAACAAACUACUACGACUGAGUAGUCUAUUCAUUAACAUCAUUUAAAAUGAAUUCAUGAUACUAACAAUAGUAGAGUAAACUAAAUAGUACAGUGAACUAAGUGAAUCAAGUCCAGUGAAAAUUAUGAUGUGUUUAAAAGCGCAAGUGCUUUUAUAAUUGCACGACGAUACAGUAGCUACGAUAUAAACAAUACUGUCAUUGAGGGUUACAAUGAACACCAUCAGUAGACAGUAAAUUCCUAUCAGCCUUAAAAAACCCUCUAUGUUGCCAUAUAAACAUACCCUUUUCGUUUUUCAAAGCCACGGACAAAUACUGCCGCAAUAUGUCAGCCUUUGCAUGAAAUGCCAUUUCUGGUUGGAAGGAAUGUGGUAUAGUUCGAUCUACGACCUGACAUACACACACGACGGAAACGCAAACCUCAUCACGCAGGAAGCAGGCAAGGUCAUGAAUCCGGGAGCCAAUAGCCCCAGGUGGUUGACAGGAUAGAUCGUUCGUGCCUAACUCAAGAAUUAAUAUGUCAGGCUUAUAACCCUUCAACCACUCUAUAUCGUACGCAAAAAUUUCAUCUACAGUCCGGCCGCCUGUGCCUUUCAAGGAAACAUGUCCUGAAGUUCCCUGCUGGCUAUUUGUGCUGGGAAGCGAAGCAGAGAAGAGACCUCUGCCUAGAUCCGACACGUUUUCUGUCGCGCAAGUGCAAAAAUUGCCAUGACAACGAGUGAUGUUCACCACAUGGUAUCAAACCGGUUAUUGCGGGAGUAACUUGGUAAUUCAAAGACGUACCGUAGUUUGAAGGCAAACAAAUGAUCUCGGCCCGAUAAAACAGAAAAGAUUGCUUUCUUUUGUUCUGUCACUGCUUUCACAGUUUCAUCUUUGAAAAUAUCAUGAAAAACCUCGAAAUGACCACUCUGUGCAAGCCGCCAUUUUGACACUACGGGCUCAAUGUUAUCACAGCGUAAUUCAGCUCUGAGCAUGCGUACUAUUUGUUUCUCUAAACCGGUUUCAGAACUUGUUUUACAAACUAGUUUGACUCGUCCACGAUCAUGGACAGAGGAAGUGUCAGAUCUAGGCAGAGGUCUCUUCGCUGCUUCGCUUCCCAGCACAAAUAGAGACCUCUGCCAGCAGGGAAGUCCUGAAGACGCCAGAUGAAAUUCCUACACGCGUGCUUCUCAAAAUCCGAAUUCAAAUCAUCGUUUAAGCGAUGUACGAAAGAGUGGCCGAGUAUUAAAAUGUUUGGUAUAAAGCCUGACGUAUACUAUGCAAACUAAUUAACAAAGAAAUUUAUUAAAUAGGCAAAGCCAGAAUACCUCCGAUCCAACGAAAUUCUUGUAUGAAACUUGAAGACGUGACGAGCCAGUAGCUUGAGAAAAAUCUCCUCGUCGUGACUUGUGAAGUUUUUUAUAUAGGGUCACGUACUAUACCGCAUGCAGUUCAUGAUAAAAAUCUUACUGUGAAAUUGCAAAAUGUAACAACUCUUUCCCGUAAAAUACAUUAGGGCUACUAAUACCGGUAAAACCAGUUUGGCCUGAGGCUUUUUUUUCGUGACAGGGGAAAGGAACAGGACUCUCGUCCCAAUUGACACCUAACCCCCAAAAAGACGUUAAAUAUAAAUACAGAUAAAGAACAAGCUAUAACACAUUAGUUAUAACAACUUAUACUAGCUAAGGUUUGAAUCGUGACAAUAAAAAUACUAGCUGAACGUUUACACACUGCGACUUACCCACUAUGCAGAUUAGCUUAAAUAAACAAAUAACAUGGAAUGGGAAGCAAUAAAAUUAUUAUUCGCGGAGGCAAAUAAUUUCUUCAUAUAAGUGCCCUCCAUGGAAUACAUGGGAUAUUUGAAAGAAAAACCACCAAUGUUUCUUCAAAACGAUUCGGCAUUAUUUGAAACUAAGAAAUCAUGCUUUCUAUUUCGUUCCUUAAGCUGCUUUCCAGUUAAGCGUUUUUCAUACGUGCGUAUACCGUAAAAUGAAACUUUCUCGUAGUUACCCAUGCACAUACACGUAUGAACAAUUAAAAUUUAAAUGGAAACAGCCUUCACUACAUGUAUUUAAAUUCUUAUGAGAAGUUUUUCAGACUUGCUUUCACUUUCGCGAAUCGUUUUUAAUCAGAAGUAGAGAGUAUUCAAGUAACCAAUCAGAAAGCAUGCAUGGUUCGAUCUUGCAUGCAUGCAUGCAUGCAUGCAUGCAUAUACUGUAUAUUUGAGGAAGUUUAGACAGAAAUGAUACAAUUAAUCCAACACAGACAGUUAUGAAUUUAGCUUAGUUCGAAGAUUUUUAUUACUUUGCAUUCACCUGCCUUCAUAUAUCAUAAUUAUCAUGUUGAAUUUUGUCCUGUAUUAUUUGUUUUAGCUCCAGCAGAAAUUAUCUGGUUGAAGAUUGGUUGGCCUUGGAUAUUUUUCUUGCUGACACUUGUUUUUCUAGGCGUCGCCAUUUUUAUCAGUCGUUUGAUUGAUAGUUUGAAACCAGAAAUAACGUUUGACCACGAAAACAUUCAUGUGGCACCGUCGAAGGGGGAGUGGCAAAUUAAAGCGACAUGCCGAGCGUUUGCAGCUGAUCAGAUUGAAAAGUGCGUUUGGAAACAGUUAGAACCAAUUCCAGGGAGCGUUGAAGGUACAGUCAUACAGGGUGGGACCAAGGAAUGUCUCAGGAUAUCCUCGAAAAAAAUUGAUGCAUCCCUCAAGAACUUAAAAAUCCCCAACAAGCAUGGAAAGUAUAAAUUCGAAUUAACCUGUAUGGAUAAUUAUAAUCGCACAAAUACACAACAUUUUUUUGUCAUGAUCGGCGAGAAGCCUUCUCCAAUAGUUUACGACAUUAAACAUCAUUUGAACGUUUCGAUAGAAUUUGGCUCUGUACAACUUCGCGCAAAUUGCCGACCAAUGCGAGGUUACAUUGUUGACAAACGGUGGGAAUAUGUUAGCGGUCCUCCAGAUGUAGGCGAGAUCAAACCAUCUAAAGAUGGUUAUAUUAAAUUUUCAAAAGCUGGAAUUUACACAUUUGAAUAUAAAUGUAAGGACAACUAUGGUAUGGAGUCACAGUCAAAUUCUACAGGUUCGAUCGUGAGGGUGGCUGUGAAACCACCCUAUGUUCUUGGCAUUGAUCUUGGUACCUCCACGACAUGCGUUUCGUACAUUACCGAAGACGGAAGGAAAGAAGACAUUAAAUUAAACGGCGACGAAGAUGAUGAAGUUUGUAUGCCAUCAGUUGUAGCUUUUGCUGAUAAUGGAGAACUCCUGAUUGGCAAAAAAGCAUUAAAUCAGGCAGUCAUUAAUCCUUUGUCAACGAUCUACGAAGUGAAACGUCUCAUGGGACAAAACUUUUACGACGUUGACGGCCAUAAAUUUGUUUACCGAGUGCGUCCGACUUUAAAAUCUCAUUCGUCAAAAGGUACUCGAGCUGCUAUUGACAUACCUUGCAAAAGAUAUAAAAGUAAGUUAAUACAGCCGGAGGUUAUCAGCGCUUUAAUACUUCGUCAUGUGGUCGAAAUUGCGCAGACGAAACUAGGUGUAACUAUCAAAGACGUCAUGAUCAGUGUGCCGGCGCAAUUUGACGAUGCCCAGCGAAAAGCGACGAUGGAUGCUGGCCUAAUAGCGGGAUUAAACCCACAAAAAAUCGUUAAUGAACCUACCGUAGCUGCAUUUGCAGCUGCAACUUUUAUAGACGAUUUGCGCGGGACAGAAGAUGAAGCCGAAGUACCGGAACCAAAAGAUACAACAUCUUCUGUUGUGGUGGACAUCGGAGGUGGCACUAGUGACUUUUCCUACAUGCAAAUCCGUGGUUCUUACUACAAAGUUAUAACCACGGAUGGUAACAAGACUCUUGGUGGUAGGGACAUAGACAUACGAUUGGCGGACAAAAUAUCAAAAAUAUUUCAAAAAAGUAUUACAGACCCCGGGGUAGAUUUAAGCAAACCUGAGUUUCAGCAAAAUCUCCGCAUCGAAUGUGAAAAGGCUAAAAGAGCAUUAAGCAAGAAAGAUGAAUAUACUUUGACGGUCGAGGUUAACGUUGCCGACCAGGGUACUACACCUUUACACUAUCCUUUGACUCGACAUGAGUUCGAGAAUGUUAUUACGGACAUCUUGAAUGACAUGAUUAAGCCGUUAGAUUCUCUAUUAUCCCGUGGACACAUAACAAGGAAACAUGUCAAGGACCUUUAUCUUGUUGGUGGAACAGUUCAUAUUCCAAAAUUACGGCGGUUACUUAAGGAAUACUUUCCGAAUGUAACGCCUGAGAGUACUUACUUCAAAGAUCCAGUACAGGUACUACCAAUAGGUCCUUUUUUAUCUGAAAAUAUAUGUCGGGUAGCCAUUGCUAAUUAUAUUUACGAGCUAAAAAAUAAUAGGGUCAUGUCUUUCUUUCGUACCCAACAACCAAACUCUUGCGUUUUUAACGGCAAAAAUGUAGUUUCUUUUGCUACGUUGCAUGAGUAUCCCAAUAACAUCAAAUAAGAGAUGUAGUAUAUAUUUUAAUAUAAUCCAAGUACAAAAACCACUGAAAAACAUUAUUUAGAAGCAUGUUUUCAGUGAACUUAAUUUGAAACCAAAACUAGAUAAAUGGAACGCCGUAAAUGUUUAGUAAAAAGUUGUUUAGAAAAGUUUAGAAAAAACUGAACUUUGGAACUUCAUGGUUGACACGCAUGCGUAUUGCACCCAUUUUAUUAUUGACCGGUCAAUAGAUGUUUGAUUGCGGACCGGUUGCCGAACAUGACGUUUUGUGGACCAGCACGUGACGCGGUUUUGACCAAUCGGCAAACAGAAAAAUUGAACUUUGGCACUAACUAUAUAACAAUAUUUGCUUACUUUAAUAGAGAGAAUUACAAGAGGCCUGAUUUUACGAUUUGAAUUUGACAUUGAAUAGGCCGUUUGGAGGAAUUGGUGAACCCAUUUUCCUAAAAACGAGAAGCUGUGCCAAAAUGAACACCAGGGAAAUGAAAAGAGUACCUCGAUAUUGGUAAAAGUGCAAAGUUUUAGCUUGUGAGAUAAAAUAUGGAAGAAAUGGCGUUGAAAUUUGAGGUUGAAAAUGCUCUUAAAAUAUUUGUAUAAAAAAAGCUUGGAUGUCGAGGCAUUAUCCCAUACAAAUCCUAUUUCUGUUUUACAUUUUCAUAUUACAAGCUCGAACUUUACACUUUUACUAAUAUUGAGGUUGUCUUCGCAUUUCUGGGCGAUCAUUUUGAUACAGGUUCUCAAAGAGAGUUUCUUAAUUCUAACAGAGAGAAAAAAACCGUUAGCCAUGCAUCACACUGCAUGAUGCCUUCGACAACCAGACACUAACAAUUAGCAAUUACCGAAUGAGGUUGAGUAUGAUACAAAGAAUAAUUAUAUGGCUUUUCAAAAUUCUCAAUUCUGAUUGGUUGACAAGCGGUCCGUAAAAACCCAUAUCCGGACCGUGGACCGUAUUUUUCGUAUCUGGAAUGGUGUCCCAGAUGUUGUUUAUCUGGCGGGAAUUUUUUGCUUUGCAAACAGAAAAAAAAUUUGCUUUUUAAUUUUCCAAUUGUGCUUUACCUGUAAAACAAAAUUGUUUUUGAUUGAGCGUGCAUGCCCACCGUAUAUUGUUACCCAGUGAAACUGACGAUAGCCGAUUUAAUUCGCGCGAAAAGCAUAUGCUCACAGACUCAGUUCAGCCAUAUAAGAAACCGAUUAUUGACCUUGCUUGUUCGGUCUGUACUGUGAAAUAUCGGACCUCUAUUUUUUGCAUGGACCUCGCUCCUUCGUCGCUCGGUCCAUACUAAAAAACCUCGGUUUGAUAUUUCACAGUACAGACCUCACGCUCGGUCAAUAAGCCGUUUUUAUCAAGUUAGGAGUUUGCUAAACUGAGGGCUUGAGAAUUCUUAGCUUCAUAUAUGGCAAAAACCGUUAAUUCAAUAAUUGUUUUAUUGUUUGUUUAAAAGAUGAAAAGACAUUCGCACCUUUGGGAUCAAAUCGUCGAAAUAAUGACCAGUUCUUUUUCCCAAAUCAUUUAUUUUUUCUUCCAUAAUGUCUUAAGAUGCUUUAAAACCUUUCGUGGCUGUCCUGUCUUGGUCGUGACUCUGAGCGCGCAAAGGAUGAUGGGUCAGUAUUGCUUAUUUAGACUUAUAAAUUUUGAAAUUUGGCUUUGCAAGAAUACCUACGACAUAUAGAAGACUCACGACAGAAAACAUACUUGCUGCAAAGGCAAUUCUCUGAGUUUAAGGGCCUAAUAGCUGAAAACCCAUCACCCCUUACGCGCUCUGAGUUUAAGGUUUAAGGUUUUGCAAGGACAACAUUAAUUGAAUCAGCUGUAUAAAUCUAAUCCCCGAGCACACGCAUGCGGUGGUAAGAGGGUACUACUCAAACAAUCCCACACCACCGUCGACAAAAAUUUGGGAAGUUUCUGCUUCCAUAAUUUGUUCCCUCCCGUACACUUAGGGGAAUAAAUAGUCUGUAAAGACCGACACCCAUCUUAUCUUACCUCGUAGGGUGUCAGUCGAGGAGCGGCAAAAUUUGGAGCGGCAAUUGGUGGAAUAGUGAACGCAACUUGGCGGCCACAUGUGGAUACAAUACCGCUGCCUAUUAAGAUUGUGGUUGAUCAUGAAAAAAUGCACGAGGUUUUCGCACGUAGCCAACUGUACCCGUGCUCAGCGAAUGUAAGUUUAACAACAUACACAAACAGCCAGACAGCGAUAGUUAUCCAAGUUUAUGAAGGUGAGUGUCACGCAACAGCAGACAAGUGUCAGUUCCUUGGCGAAUUUAAACUAUCGGGUAUACCACCACACCCCAAAGGCGUGCCAAAAAUCAACGCAAUUUUUACUGUUAACAGCAACGGCAUUUUGAGUGUUACCGCGUCAUAUAAAGGCGGGAAAAUGUCAGUAAAGAACGAAAUGAACUUAGAUGUAUAUUCAAGGACUGGUAGUAUGAGUGACGAGAAAAUUGCGGAGCUUUCGUCGCUCGUGCGUCAACUUGUUUCACCUGAUUCUACGGAUAAACCGAACUUACCGAAGUGCUCACUGUUAGAAAAUAUACCACCCAUGACCAAAAUUCCACCUGAACUAAACAAAUCAAAUGUACUUAAGCUAGCAGUGAAUUCUGAG
This is a messenger RNA of Paramuricea clavata, 12913 nucleotides long. The record is from the annotation of a GenBank genome assembly. Lineage: Eukaryota; Metazoa; Cnidaria; Anthozoa; Malacalcyonacea; Plexauridae.